AUGGUUUAUGGGCCCGAAGCUGGGGAGCCAGGUGGAGUCAACCGCUCUGGUUCUCCAUAUCCGGAUGUCCCUGGGCCCCACGAUGCCGCACCUGACUUUGGUUCCUGUCUUGCGGAUGCGGGUGCGGGUGUUAACGCGGCGGAGGCAGAGGCCGGAACGGGGAGGCUGUCUUUGAUCACCAAUCUUGACCAUCGUGAAUCAUUACUGAAUCAUGGGCAUGGGUCCGGAGGCGCUCCCGUCACAAUGUCCGGCGUGGCUACGGGCUCGGCAACCGAGAGAACCAUCGAGUCUGCACCUCAGCGACAUGUCACCGGCGCGAAGGCUGUCUCAUGGGGGGACCUGCCCCGGAAGGACCAGCUUAUUGUCAUCACUCUCGCGAGGUUGAGUGAACCGCUUGUCCAGACCUCUCUCCAGUCCUAUAUGUUCUACCAGCUGAAGUGGUUCAAUGCCGACCUUCCUGACUCGACCAUUUCCAGCCAGGCUGGAAUCCUUCAGUGGGUCACUCUCCCAUCCACCGAUAUCAGCAAAUAUGCUCCGGAAUGCCGUAGCGAUAUACGAUACACCCAGCGUCUCCCUUUCCGACGUAUCUUUACGCGAAACGUCAGCUUCACACUGGUUGCAAACUUCCUCCUUGCCUUUCACGUUGGUACCUUCAACUCGCUGUGGUUCGUCUUCCUUUCCACGCCCAUGUACGACCCAACCAGAACCGCAGCAUCUCCAAAUGCCUUGCUGCGGAAUCUCCCUUUCAUCUUUACCGGGGGCUUAGGCCUACAACCCCGUGAGGUGGGCAUGGCCAUGGCUAUUCUCGGUGUUAUUGGGAUCGGCCUUCAGCUCGGACUUUACCCGCGGCUUUCUGCACGGUUGGGUACGGUCAGGAGCUGGCGCUUCUUCCUCCUGUUUUUCCCCUUUGCCUACUUUCUAGUGCCAUAUCUAAGCUUGGUGCCGAGCUCCUCGCCGCCACCAAGCCCCAAAGACGGAAUCGCGGUGUGGAUGGCCAUUGCUGGAGUGCUCGCCCUUCAGGUCGUUGGACGCACGUUUGCGUUGCCAACACAGACCAUUCUAGUCAACAACUGCACUCCGCAUCCAAGUGUGCUAGGGACGGUACACGGCAUCGGGCAAAGCGUUAGCAGUUUUGCCAGGACUUUGGGGCCCAUGCUCUGUGGCUUCCUGUAUGGGCUUGGCCUAAAUAUGGGAGUCGUUGGAGCCGUAUGGUGGGGCUUGAGCGGAAUGGCCAUACUCGGGUUCCUGGCUAGUUUAUUCGUAUGGGAGGGUGAUGGGCAUGAGAUCUGGUUAGAGGGUGACGACGAGGAUGGCAUCUAG
Molecule: messenger RNA, 1320 nt
Organism: Sordaria macrospora k-hell
Lineage: Eukaryota; Fungi; Ascomycota; Sordariomycetes; Sordariales; Sordariaceae
Source: RefSeq, a predicted model, not a curated record